Phlebotomus argentipes is the source of this 1262-nucleotide messenger RNA. Its product is annotated as POC1 centriolar protein homolog B-like. The record is from RefSeq and is a predicted model, not a curated record. Gene Ontology annotation, molecular function: protein binding. Gene Ontology annotation, biological process: cilium assembly. The transcript has 2 exons. Bases 107 to 1186 code for a protein of 359 amino acids. Gene Ontology annotation, cellular component: ciliary basal body; centriole. NCBI's taxonomy places the organism in Eukaryota, Metazoa, Arthropoda, Insecta, Diptera, Psychodidae.
GUGAUAUUUCCGUUAAACGUAGUUGUCACUGUUCAAUUUGUUUCGUGCUGUAUUGUUUUGUGAUUUUCUCACUUUUCCCGUGAUAUUUUCUACAUUUGCAUCAUCCAUGGCGGGAUCUUCGACUAGUGAUCCAAGUCUGGUGCGCCACUUCAAGGGAGGCCACCGGGAAGGAAUCACAGGAGUGGCUUUUCAUCCACGUGAGGAAAUGCUCGUGACCACGUCCAGCGACAGCAGUGUCGUUCUCUGGCACUACACGAAGCACGAGAGGGUGUUCAAGUACGAGGGGCACACGAAGGCUGUCCACGACGUGGCCUGGUCACCCACAGGAAGCGUCUUCGCCACUGCCUCCACGGAUCAGCACGUUCGCGUCUGGUCCCCGAAGCUCUGCGGCAAGUCAAGGGGCGUCCGGAUCCCCAUAUCGCCCGUUAGAUCGGUGGACUUCGACCUAACGGGGAAGAGCUUUGUCACCGGCGGCGAUGACAAAUGCCUGAAGCUCUGGACACUGAAGGACAUGGUGUUCAUGAGGAGCUUCACGGGCCACACAAAUUGGGUGCGCUGCGUCCGGGUGGCGCCGUAUAACGGUCUGAUUGGCAGCUGCGCUGAUGACAAAACCGUGAAGACCUGGGACAUGGAGACUGGACAGUGUCUGGCCACGUUCCAGCAGAAGACUGGCCUCCCGAAGAGCGUCGCUUGGCAUCCGGACACGCCGAUGAUCGCCAUCGCUCUGUCUCACAGCACCGUGAAGCUCUUCGACGUGCGCUCGAACGAACUGAUUCAAUACUACAGGAAUCACACCGACGCAGUGAAUUCUGUGGCUUUCCAUCCCAAUGGGAAGUACAUGCUCACGGCUAGCGACGAUGGCACCAUGAAAGUGUGCGAUCUGCUCGAGGGCCAGUACAUCUACUCCCUGGACACCAAAGCAGGCGCUGUGCGAUCGGUGGCCUUCUCCAAGGAUGGCGCCUACUUCGCCUCCGGAGGAAGCAACGCUGAUCUCUUCCUCUGGAAGUCCAACAAUCUCUCAAGCGAUGAUUGCCCGGUAAAAUCUCCAGUGGUGUCUCGCGAAGAGAACUCUGAGCAAUCUCCUGUUUUCUCGAGUCCUUCGCCAUCGAAGCUGGGAAAGGCUAACACCUCUGAAGUUCGCAGCUUUAAUAAGGAAAAUGAGAACUUCUUAUCGAACAACGAUUGAACAAUUAUUUGAUUUGUCUUUUCCACUUUUCACGCAUUCUCUAAUAAAUUAUGAUUCCAGUACGAAUUAAAAAAAA